CCCAAAAGAGGCAAACGAUCUGCCAUUCAAAUUUAAAUCUCCAAAACAAAUCAACAAAAAUGUCCACGGUAUGUUCUCACCCAUUCAGCUCUAACCACGUGUCCGUACACUUCCCUUAUUACUUAACGGAACCGUCACCAUCCGUCACGGCCCAUCUCUCUAUCUCACGAUACUCCCCUUCCGUUAAACCUCUUCUUCUCUCUUCCUUCAACGUCUCAUCCCGACUCUAACGUCGCCGUUCACCAACAAACCCUAACCCUAACGUCCCCUAAUGGCCUCUUGUGACGACGAUUUUCCGCUCCUUGGUGACGACCACCACCACCAGAUCUACCAACAACAACAAAUAGAACGAUCACCCUACACGCCUCAACGUUUCGAACCUGGACACGCGUCGCAGCCUCAACGGAUCCCCGAGAACAUCGGCGUGCGAUGUGGAGACGACGAAGAAGAAAACGCUAUCGAUUCGGCUUUCAAUUCCGCUAACAACAACAACAAUAAUAAUUCUCAAAUCGUGGUUGCACGGACGGCGGAGAAAAGGAAAGAUCGGGAAGAUGUCAACAAUGGAGACGUUAGUAAUGUCAGUAGCCCGUACAGUUCGAAGAAGUCGAAGCAGUAUCAGAACGAGUACAGGAAGGAUCGGGAGGAGUGGAGCGACGCGGCGAUCGCGUGCCUUCUUGACGCGUAUUUGGACAAGUUUAUGCAGUUGAAUAGGGGGAAUCUGAGGGGAAGGGACUGGGAGGAGGUGGCGGUGACCGUGAGUGAGCGGUGCGAGAAGCACAGCAAGAGUGUGGAGCAGUGUAAGAACAAGGUUGAUAAUUUGAAGAAAAGGUAUAAGUUGGAGCGGCACAGGAUGAAUAAUGGUGGAAUUUCGACCAGUCAUUGGCCGUGGUUUAAAAAGAUGGAACAAAUUGUUGGAAAUUCAGUGCCUGUUAAGAAUGUGGCUGAUGAAGAUAAAGGAAGUGGCUCUUCCAUUUCUAAUUCGGUUAGGCAAUCCAAGAGGUAUAUUGUAUUCUUCUCGUGCAUUUGUUUUGUAAAGCUUUAA
Molecule: messenger RNA, 1042 nt
Organism: Pistacia vera
Lineage: Eukaryota; Viridiplantae; Streptophyta; Magnoliopsida; Sapindales; Anacardiaceae
Exons: 1
Coding region: 272-1042 (256 amino acids)
Source: RefSeq, a predicted model, not a curated record